This is a messenger RNA of Gadus morhua (Atlantic cod), 5194 nucleotides long. RefSeq lists its product as uncharacterized. NCBI's taxonomy places the organism in Eukaryota, Metazoa, Chordata, Actinopteri, Gadiformes, Gadidae. The coding region runs from base 44 to 4489 and encodes 1481 amino acids. The record is from RefSeq and is a predicted model, not a curated record. The transcript is spliced from 2 exons. Gene Ontology annotation, molecular function: nucleic acid binding.
GCAAUUCACAUCUGGGCAGCCCAGAAAGCUGGUGCAGAGCUGCAUGCAUAUGAGCCCACAAACUGCAUUCGGAGAGGCUAAAAGGCAGUUGGAGUGGAACUUCGGAAGCAAAGUGAAAGUUACAGCUGCAUUUCUGAACAAGGCAUUGGAUUGGCCAGCCCUGAAAGCAGAUGACGGCGUAGGUGUAGCAUUAAGAUCAUACACAUUUUUCCUAAGAACCAGUUAUAACACAACGGAGGACGCCGGAUAUUUGGACGAAAUGGAAAACUCCUCACACAUGAAGGUGUUCGUCUCCAAGCUGCCGUUCAGGAUGCGUGAGUCCUGGAGGAUGAAAGUGUGCAGCAUCAGAGAGGAGCAAAAACGGAGAGUGAAAUUCAGAGACCUACUGGACUUCCUGGAAAGGCAAGUGAGAGCUGCAAUGGACCCCGUCUUCUGUGAAAUUCAAAAUACAAGAGCAAAAGCCACAACACCACCAACCCCCAAGUCAAUUGGAAAAGCCAAAGGCAGCAGCUUCGCCACCUCUGUUGCUCAGGUGCCACACCAGAGUGACACGCCCAACGUUGGAAAUGCAGGCAAAAUUCAGUGCUUGUUUUGCAAUGACGGCCACAUACUUGACAAGUGCACAACAUUCAAAAAGAAACCAAACAAAGACAAAAUUACGUUUUUACAGAGCAAAGGCGUGUGCUUUGGAUGCUUAGUACAAGGUCACUUAAGCAGGAACUGUCAAGAAAGGCUGACAUGCCGCACCUGCAGUAAGAAUCAUCCAACAGUUCUGCACAUCGAACCAAAACCUCAGAACACCCCAGCCGACCAUGAAACACAAACGGUCUCCAACGCACUUGUGUCCUUGGACUCUGAAGGUGAUACUGGGGUCGGUUCUAAAGAAUGCUCGCUGUCUGUUCUACCUGUCAAAGUCAGACUAAACAAAAGCACAAAAGUAAUCGAAACAUACGCUUUCUUGGACCCAGGCAGCUCAGCCACAUUCUGUACCGAGUCAUUAAUGACUCAGCUGAACGCACCUGGACAAAAAAUGGACAUACUGCUGAAGACAAUGGGGCAGGAGAAGUAUGUGAGUAGUCAUAAGAUCUCUGGCUUGGAAGUAGCUGCCUUAAAUGACAACAAAUUCUUGAGACUGCCAGAUGUGUACACUCAAAAGUCAAUCCCUGUCACGAAAGACAACAUACCCAAAGAAGAAGACCUUAAAAAAUGGCCUUACUUACAAGAAGUGGAACUGACGCCCAUCAAUGCAAGUAUUGGACUGCUGAUUGGUGCAAACGCACCUAAAGCACUGGAACCAUGGAAAAUAGUCAACAGUGAAGGUAAUGGACCCUACGCUGUCCAGACUCGUCUUGGAUGGGUCAUCAACGGCCCACUUGGACAAGAAGAUAGCGACGACAGCGAUACAGCUUCCGUACAGGUGAAUCGCAUCUCAUUAGGAAAAUUGGAAGAAAUGUUGAUUAAGCAGUAUAAUCAAGAUUUUGUCGAACAGCACUGUGACGAACACGCUGAAUUGUCUGUGGAGGACAAACAGUUUAUGGAAAUAAUGUCAAGCUCAGCAACACUUACCAAUGGUCAUUACUACCUGAAGCUGCCAUUCCGCGACUCCAAUGUAGUGAUGCCCAACAACAAACAAGUCGCCCAGCAGAGGGCGCAACAGCUGCUGAAAAGGUUCAAAAGGGACCAGUCAUUUUUUGAGGAAUACAAAGGAUUCAUGCAAGAUGUUAGCACAGAGGGAUACGCCGAGAUCAUACCUCAAGAUCAGCUGAGCCAUGAGGAAGGUAAAGUCUGGUUCUUGCCGCAUCACGGAGUCUACCACCCCCGCAAGAAAACAUUACGCGUGGUGUUCGACUGUGCCUCAUGUUUUGCUGGAACAUCCCUGAACAAACAGCUCCUCCAAGGCCCCGACCUGACAAACACCUUGUUAGGUGUGCUCACCCGCUUUCGUCAGGGUCCAAUGGCACUAAUGACUGACAUCAAAGGAAUGUUCCAUCAAGUCAGAGUGGCUGAGGAACACGCGAAUUACUUGCGCUUUCUGUGGUGGCCUAACGGCGACCUAACCAAAGACCUUACUGAGCACAGAAUGUUAGUCCACAUCUUCGGAGCAGUGUCCUCCCCCAGCUGUGCUACAUACGCCCUGCUAAAAACUGCUGAGGAUAAUGCACAUCUGUAUCCAGAGGAGGCCAUUAGCACCAUCAGAAAGAAUUUCUAUGUCGAUGAUGCCCUCAAGUCAGUUCAUUCAGUCGAACAAGCCACCUCUCUCUACCAGCAACUCACCGAGGUAUGUGCUAAAGGAGGGUUCAAGCUCAAUAAGUGGAUAUGCAGUGACCGCUCUGUUCUCUCUGAGAUCCCCGAAGCAGAUCGAGCCAGUGGAGUGAAAACACUUGACCUAAGCAGAGACCAGCUGCCUAUGGAAAGAGCCCUAGGCGUCCAGUGGGAUGUUGAACAAGACUCCUUCACCUUCAGCAUUCAUAACAAGCACAAGCCACUGACAAGACGUGGAAUACUGUCAAGUGUGAGCUCCAUUUACGACCCACUAGGGUUCUUAAGCCCGGUGAUACUCCCCGCAAAGCAGAUUCUGCAGCAGCUGUGCAAGUUGAAGCUGGCGUGGGAUGAGGCAAUACCACCAGAGAUGGCACAAACAUGGCAAAGGUGGGUGGAUGAUUUGAUUCUGUUACACUCAUUCAGUGUCAGAAGAUGCUUCACACCUAGUGAAUUUGGAAAUGUAGAAAUGGCACAGCUGCAUCACUUUUGUGAUGCCAGCGAAGUUGGAUUCGGUGCCGUAUCAUACUUACGGCUAACUAACAGCGAGAAGGAAGUGUGUGUUGCUUUUGUUAUAGGCAAAGCAAGGGUGGCUCCACUCAAGCACGUCACCAUACCUCGCCUGGAACUGGCUGCAGCAGUCGUUGCUGUGCGCCUGGACAAGAUGCUGUCAAAACAGUUGGAGCUCAACCUCAGUGAGUCAGUCUUUUGGUCCGACAGCAUGACCGUCCUAAAAUACAUCGCAAACACCACCACUCGCUUUAAGACCUAUGUAGCCAAUAGAGUUUCCAUCAUAAGUUCACUGUCUAAUGUCGGUCAGUGGAGACAUGUUGGCUCUAAGAUGAAUCCUGCAGACGCAGCUUCGCGAGGCAUGAAAGUUGGAGCCUUCCUGAAGUCCUCAACCUGGAUCACUGGUCCUGACUUUCUCGGAAAAACCGAGCGUGAGUGGCCAGCAAGCGUGGACAAAGCAUCGCUGCAUCCGGACGCUGACCCAGAAGUGAGAGAGGAGGUCCUUUCCUUCGCCGCACAGGCGGAAGAAGUAUGUCCCACCACUAAACUGUUGCUGCACUUCUCUAGCUGGACAAGGCUCAAGAGAGCCGUGGCAUGGAUUAUGAAACUGAAAGAAAAGCUAAGGCUAAAGAUAAAAGAAAAUGCACAAUGUGGAGAUCAAACUCCUGUCAAACAGGUAAAGAAAACAAACUACUUACCACUCACAGUCGAUGACCUGCUCUUAGCAGAGGAGGCAAUAGUGCGCUUUGUGCAAAAGAAACAUUACUCCAGCGAAUUGGCUGCACUGAAAUCAGGUGGUGUAAAGAAAUCCAGUCAACUGUACAAACUUGACCCCAUUGCCAUUGAUGAUGUAUUGAGAGUUGGUGGUAGGCUGAGCAGGUCCGCUCUACCUGUGGAAACAAAACACCCUGCAAUACUACCAAAAGAAAGUCACGUCUCAAAGCUCAUUCUUCAACAUGUACACAAUAAAGUUGGUCACAGGGGAAGAAAUCAUAUGCUCUCAACCCUACGACGACAGUACUGGAUUCCUCAUGCAAAUGCAGCAGCCAGAAAGAUCAUCAGUGAGUGUGUGAUAUGCCUAAAGCAGCGCCAAAGACCAGGUGAGCAGAAAAUGUCUGACCUGCCUGUUGACAGAGUCACAGCUGAUGCCCCACCAUUCACACAUGUGGGCCUAGAUUAUUUUGGGCCAAUAGAAGUUAAGAAAGGCAGAAGCCUAGUUAAAAGAUAUGGAGCACUUUUUACUUGCCUAACCUGUCGCGCAGUACACCUGGAGGUGGCGCAUUCCCUCAAUACAGAUUCCUGUAUAAACGCCAUCAGGAGGUUUAUCUGCCGCAGAGGCCAAGUCAAAGAAAUCCGGACGGAUAAUGGAACCAACUUCGUCAGCACAAACCGUUUAUUCAAGAAGGAUGACCUGUACGCUCGGAGACGCUGGAGGCAAGUGCAAUACAUCGCCGACCUCUUCUGGAAGAGGUGGACGACCGAGUACCUCCCUCAAUUGCAAGAGCGGCAGAAGUGGAACAAAGUUCACAGAAACUUCACAGUUGGUGACAUCGUGCUCGUGGUGGAAGAGUCCGCACCCAGAGGUGCGUGGCCCAUUGGGCGCAUCACCGACACCAUGGCAGACUCCAAAGGGUGCGUUCGACGGGUCCGUGUCAAGACACAGACCAACGAGUUGGAAAAGCCCAUCACCAAGAUCUGCCUCCUGGUGGGGGUAGUUUAAGGGGCAACAGUGAAUGUUCGCCUCCAACGGAGUCAUGUUCUUGAACCUCUGACUCUACACAUCUACAGAUGCUCACUUACUGAUUUAGUCCGUGAUGCAAUAGGCGUCACAACCUUUAUGCUGAAAACAUGCACACAGUCCAUAAGCACACAGAACACAUGCACACAGACCAUUGCAUACACUUGAAGCCUUUUUUUUCCCUUUCAAGAAGAAGAAUUUUUGUUGUUUACGGACCGAAAACCAUUCGUAAAUGCACUUGAGUAUGAACUUUAAUAACAAUGCAAAAAAAACCACAAAAAAGAAAAAAAAAAGGAAAGCAAAUAGCAUUGAAUUGUAUGUAAGCUUACAUUUUUCACCGUACUUGUAAUGGCCAUUCACUUGUAUAUAUUGUAUAUAGAUUUAUAAUUACUUGUUGUUCAAGAAUUAGGGGCCGGAAUGUAAUGGCCGUUUCUGUUUUUUGUUAAGCUCACUUCGACCCGUGAUUUGUAUACGCCUACCUAGGCACAGGCGCAGGUGAUUUUAGGUCACGCCCACCGCUCUAGCAUAGUUGGAAAGUAAUGUCGGGCGGCGUGGCAUGGUUUGGGCAAGAUAAAAAGAUUUUACCACACACCUAAUACAAGCAUUUUGGAUUAUGGAAAUAGAAAACAUUUGUUAGAACUUCAUGCAAAGAAGACCAUUGGAAUAAACAGAACUCUAUUUUGGAAA